Macrobrachium nipponense is the source of this 2355-nucleotide messenger RNA. RefSeq lists its product as uncharacterized. The transcript has a single exon. The coding region runs from base 241 to 1611 and encodes 456 amino acids. Lineage: Eukaryota; Metazoa; Arthropoda; Malacostraca; Decapoda; Palaemonidae. Gene Ontology annotation, molecular function: metal ion binding. The record is from RefSeq and is a predicted model, not a curated record.
AUCUUGUGACUCAAGCGCACAUCCACCUCUAAAACAUCUGAGAGGGGAUUUUUCUGUGGCUAAUUUCCCCCCCUCCUCUCAACAACCACCCCCUACCCCUAAUUUCUAUGGUCUUCUUGUAAAAGUCUAUACCCGGAGACAAAAGACACCUUUAAACAAGAAAACCUUCCAGUGAAAGAAGUCUCCGCAGCCAAUCUGAAUACUACUACUACAGAGACUAGUGAUUGUGAAUCGAUCGAAAUGUCUACUGAAGUCACAUCCUCUUCUGCGUCACUCCAAGAAACUGCAGCCGGUGCCAUGGGAGAACCUUAUGAUUCUGCUACAGAAGUAACGUCCUCUGAGCAGAUGGCUAUGGAGCCUUCUUCCACUACCUGCAGCAGUGAGAAAUCGGUCUGCGCUUUCUACCUUGAGGGAAAAUGUCGUUUCGGAGAGAACUGCUUCAACCUGCAUCCGAGAGGGGUCGUAAUGGAGGAGAAGAAGGGAUCUCCGAAAGAAGAAAGGAAGAAGAAAAACGGUAAAAAGAAGAAAACUCGUCUCGAGAGGGAGAGUGAAGAAGAAGAACAUGGUAAGAAGCCUUCCAUGAAGACAGCUGGGGACGUCAGAAAGAGAAUCCAGUGGGACUCCGAUCUCAGGAAGGAGCAUUUCGUGGUGGGCUACCUGGACCGAUUCGUGGGCGUUGUGGAGAAGCCUUUCACUGCAUUCACUUGGGAACAUUUAGCUACUGUAGACAUUGACCAGCUGGCCAUUCCCCAACACAGGAUCCAGUACUUCAAAUACAGAGGAGUUAAAGUCUGGGACAAGAAUGAAAGGCUGGACAAUGUCUUCGGCAGCACCGGAAGCAACAUCACUAUCCAGGAUGUGAUGCUGGAAGUUGACGAAGACGUCGAGGGGAGGCGACAGACCUACGACACUGACGAUUCUGAUUCCGACGACGAUGGCAUUGUCAUCUGCACAGGAGACACAGCUGCGAUCAAAGAAGCUGUUCAGGCUGAGAAACAAGAGUACGACCAACUCCGAGCUUCCCACUUCCUCUGCAUCAGACUCUAUAAUGAAGAGUUGAAGAACAUUGCACUGGAAGUUCAGGAGAACAUUAUAGAACAAGAGCCAGUGCUGAGGAGCUGUGCAAUGCCCACAGAACUCUUCCAUGUCACUCUGGCCAUGAUUCGCAUAGACGACCCAGAGGCCAUGACAGAGCUCAUUGAGCUCUUGCAGGCUCUUCGUCCAAAGCUUCAAGAACUGGUGGCUGAUCAGAAGCAGAACCAGAUCUUCGCCAAAGGUCUGUCAACCUUCGGGGCGAGGGUCCUUUACUGUAAGUUGGAGGUGCCCGAAGCCUUUUCCAAGAUGGUGGAGAUGCUCCACCGGUCUUUGGAGGAAAUCGAUGGAGUAGUCAUCACAAACCACUUCGACUUUAUUCCUCACAUGACUCUUAUGAAAGUGAACCGCGUCAUUGCUCGCGAGAGGAGAAGCAAAUACCUCAACUCCAUCCUCUACAGUGAUUACAUAGACAAGGAGUUUGGGUUCAUUCCCAUCAAUAACAUCAACCUGUGUAUCAUUGAUGACAGGAGAGGAUAUGACGGCUUCUACCUCACCUGUCAAAAAAUCCAGUUAUGAUUUAUUUUCCUUUCUGAGUGACAAAAGUACAAAGUUUGUUUGAUGCUGUGAUUAUCUUGCGUUGUUUACGUUUAUCACCUGUGUAAAAUUACCUUCUGUAAAUUAUUUUUUAUUAUUAUAGAAAUCUUGACUCUUUUCUAAUUGUUUUAUCUUCGGGAACCAUUCCCCGCACUCUAUGAUGUAAUCUUAUCGACGAUAUGUUAUCACUGUAGUGGGGAGGUGUUUAAACAGCUGUCUUAAUGAAUUCCAAGAUAAGAAAUUAUUCUUAUACUUGAUCAGUAUAAUUGCUCUCAAAGAAGAAUAUUGGUAUGGAAAGUCUUAAUCUUUAAUGGUAAUAAUUAUAUCUAGUUUCAAUUUUAAAUUAUAUUCCUCUAUGCAUAUUAGAGAUACUUAUGUUUUUAAAUAUAAUGAGCAUUAUCUUGUGAUUUCUCUCCUCAGGGACGAUAAUGAAAUUUGAAACAUUUUAAGAUAUAUUCUUAAUUAGUUUAUUGAUUCUUGAAUUUGUCUGUGAGAUUUAAUAUUGUUCCACAAUGAUGAAAGCGGAUUAGAUAUCUAUUUUUCUACACAAGAUGAACGUUGGUUGUGAAGUUAUUUUAGCUGCAUUGAUUUUUCUAAGUUGUUGUUGCUUCUUGUUGACUGACUAUGCACACUUGUUAUUUAUGAUUAUUUUCACUUUAUACACAUUUUUAUGAUUGCUUUCAAUGGUUUUUUCUGUUACUUAUGAAAUAAACAUUUAAAAAUUAA